Molecule: messenger RNA, 725 nt
Organism: Lepus europaeus (European hare)
Lineage: Eukaryota; Metazoa; Chordata; Mammalia; Lagomorpha; Leporidae
Gene: C20H19orf38
Product: chromosome 20 C19orf38 homolog
Exons: 6
Coding region: 1-594 (197 amino acids)
Source: RefSeq, a predicted model, not a curated record
AUGCCUUGGAUCACCCUGCUUCUCGCAGCCGCUGGCUCCAUGGCGAUCCCGGCGCCGUCCAUCUUGCUGGUGCCCCCGCACCCGAGCAGCCAGGAGGACCCCAUCCACAUCUCGUGCGUGGCCCCCGGCGGCUUCCCCGGGGCGAAUUUCACGCUGUACCGAGGGGGCCAGGUGGUGCAGCUCCUGCAGGCCCCCGCGGAGCAGCUGAGCGUCACCUUUAACUUGAGCGGCGGUGGCAGGGCGGGCGGCGGCGGCGGCACCUUCCACUGCCAGUACGGCGUGCUGGGCGAGCACAGCCAGCCCCAGCUCUCGGACCUCAGCGAGCCGGUGCACGUCUCCUUCCCAGUCAAGGUGAAAAACUUGCAGAAGAAAAGAGAGCGAGAGUCCUGCUGGGCCCAGAUCAACUUCAGCACCUCAGACAUGGCCUUCGAUAACUCCCUGUUCGCCAUCUCCACGAAAAUGACCUGCGAGGAGAACUCGGGGGCCCUUGACUCCAGCCCCGACAAUUCAGGGCCCCGGAAGAGGCCCACCUCCACGUCGUCCUCGCCCGAGCCCCCGGCCCCCGACUUCAGCACCUUCCGGGCAGGCCAGUAAGGCUGCGGCCGCCCCGGCGUCCAGGAGGCCCGGGGAGGACAGCGCUCCGGCACCUGCUUUCUCAGGGAAUCGACCAGAACUGGAAGACUUGAAGGCGAACCUUGGCCUUGGGGCUCUUCCUAGCCGGGGCG